This is a messenger RNA of Apis cerana (Asiatic honeybee), 2756 nucleotides long. It is a transcript of the gene Hsl, whose product is annotated as hormone-sensitive lipase. Gene Ontology annotation, cellular component: cytosol. Gene Ontology annotation, molecular function: sterol ester esterase activity; triacylglycerol lipase activity. The record is from RefSeq and is a predicted model, not a curated record. Gene Ontology annotation, biological process: triglyceride catabolic process; cholesterol metabolic process. NCBI's taxonomy places the organism in Eukaryota, Metazoa, Arthropoda, Insecta, Hymenoptera, Apidae.
GCUUAAUACACAAGAGUCACGAGCAUUGAAUCACAAAUUGUUGUUUGUCAUUCACCAAUCUGACAAAAUUAGCAUUGAAACGGAUGUACGUUACUUUCGUUUCUUUAACAUUAUAAAACAGUAACAUCCGUGCAUGAUAUUAUAAGAUUGUAUUGUGAGAUAAUACUAUCGAUCGAAAAAACAAUAUGGCGACCACGAUAAAUAUCUAGGAAAUGUCAAAUCCAAAAUAAAAAUCAACAUUAUCAGAGUAUGACGUAUACAAAGAUUUUAAUAAUGUAAACAUAAUGUAGUGCAAAUCAGAACAUAAAAAAUAAUUAUAAGUGACCUGAAUAUCUUUAAUACCUUAAAUUUGAUAACCUUACAUGUUAACAUAAUGAACUUUGAAAGAUUCUACAAUUAUUGUUUGUUUUAAAAUAAUUAAUAAAAAAUUUAUUGCUAAAUGAAUAAACAAAACACAGCUCAAAUGUCACUCGAUGAUGACUUUGAUAGACCAUUUGAAGAUGUGGAACCUCUACAAUGGGGCGCAUUACGCGAAUUAUGUCAUGCUAAUGCAGAAUAUUUCAUGCCACAUCAAGAUGAGAACAGUAUUAGAAUUAGAGCUGCACUUAUGGCUAUACUAGAUCAUUUGAUACAAUUACAACCAUUAUAUAAAGAAAUUAGUAGAAUUGCACCAAUGUUUGAUCUUGAUGUUCAGACACCUGGUAAUGGAUAUAGAAGUUUUCUGGUGCUAAUAGACAAAUGCAUUAUUCAUUCUCGUUCAAUCUGUCAUCAAAUAUAUUGUCAAAAAGAUUCUAUAUUUUUUCGUAAAAGUUAUCACAUGAGGGAAAUUGAAGCUUGCUCACAAUUGUUGGCAUCUUUGUGCACUUGCUUAGAGCAUUUACAAACUCUUUAUUCAUGGAGUGAAUAUAUAAAUGAUGGAAAACCAUCUCUUUUUAUAGGUGAUAAUCAUAAUCCUCAUGAAAUUUUAAAUAAAGUAGAAACCAUAAAUCAGUAUUGUUUUUAUGGUAGAUGUUUAGGAUUUCAGUUUCAUGAUAAUUUAAAACCUAUUUUAAAGACUAUAUUGGUUUGUAUGGCAACAUUCAGUGAAGCAUUUUAUGCUAAUGGUACAUUGCUAGCAAGAUGUGCUAAUUCUGUCAAAUAUAUGUUAGAUCCUGAAAUAAGAGCUCGUCGUAUCGUCGAUGUAUCUCAACGUGCUGACAUUUCAUUUUGUCAAGCUUUUUGGUUUCUGAAUGAGACUGAUAUUGCACGGAAGUUGCCCGCUAUAACAUCUUCUUCUUUGGCAAUAAAUCAAGUAAUUUCUAUUCCACCUGAAGAGUUGACACUUUCUACAUUAAAUGGAUCAACUAUAUCAAUUCCUAUACCAAAUAGUCAUAUCGGAAAAAAGCCGAUACACGUUAGACUUUUAAGUUCUAAACGUCGUUUAGGAAUGGUUGGUUCAGGUGGAGUAGGGGGAGAAUUGCAUGGAUUGUCCAAUGAAUUGAUAAUUCAUUGUCAUGGUGGAGGUUUUGUAGCACAAACUUCUUUAUCUCAUGAAACAUAUUUACGCGGUUGGGCCAUAAGUCUUGGUAUACCUAUUUUAAGUAUAGAUUACAGUUUAGCGCCUGAAGCUCCAUUUCCUCGUGCGCUCGAAGAAGUGCUAUAUGCAUAUGCAUGGGCUUUAAAUCAUGCAAGUACAUUGCUUGGAAGUACAGCUCAAAAAAUACUUCUUGCUGGUGAUUCUGCUGGGGCCAAUUUAAACUUGGGAAUUACUUUAAAAUGUUUACAAUUAAAUAUUAGAAAACCUGAUGGAAUAUUUAUGGCAUAUACACCAGUACUUGUUGAUUUUGUAUUAUCACCUUCGCGAUUGCUUUGCCUAUCAGAUCCAUUAUUACCUAUGGGAUUUCUUUUACGUUGUUUGAAAGCAUAUAUUCCUUCAGAUAAUAAAAAAGUUACACGAGAAAAAGAACAUGAUGUUGCCGAAUGUAUAAAAUCAGAUUCAGAAUCUUUUGCUGAAGUAAGUGAAAGUGAUUUAAUAGCAUUAGCUCUGAGUCCUAAUGGAGAUGAAACAAAUGAUGCACAUAAAUUAGCAUCUUUACCAUCUGAUUCAACUUUGAAUUCUGUUACUUUAACAGAAGCUGAUGGAAUGGAACAUCUACAGGACGAAGCAAAAUCUCAAGAAUAUAUUAAUAAAUUUUUUGAACUUUAUCGAAAUUGUGGAACAAAUACUUCAACACAUAUUGGAAAUGGUACUAUUAGUGAAGAUAACAAUAUUUCGAAAAAUGAUAGAUCGUGGUCUUUUUUUGGAUGGUCUCUCAGUGGAAGGCACAAAGAAUCCAGAGAAUUAGAUACAGAAAAUAUAAAAAGUCCUUUGGAAGAAUUUAUAUUCACAGUACCCAGAGAUCCAUAUUUAAGUCCUUAUCUUGCAUCGGAUAAUCUUUUAGCACAAUUACCACCUAUUAAAAUGCUUACAUUAGAAUUGGAUCCAUGCCUUGAUGACUCGGUUAUGUUCGCAAGAAAACUUCGAUUGCUUGGUGUAUCAGUCACGCUUGAUAUAUUGCCAGGUUUACCACAUGGAUUUCUUAAUUUAACACCAGUUUCAAAAGAAGCAAGUGAAGGAUCAGAUCUAUGCGCAAAAAGAUUGCAAGAAUUAUUGGCAUUAUAAUUAUAUGCAUGGAGCAAAUAUUCGUUGAAGAUUAAAUGUUAAUAUGCAGGAACAAAUUUUCUUUGCUAUAAUUGUUCCUUUAGAUAUCAAUUUUAAUUAAUUUUUUAUGUACAAA